This is a messenger RNA of Fragaria vesca subsp. vesca, 1064 nucleotides long. RefSeq lists its product as uncharacterized. Bases 156 to 800 code for a protein of 214 amino acids. Lineage: Eukaryota; Viridiplantae; Streptophyta; Magnoliopsida; Rosales; Rosaceae. The record is from RefSeq and is a predicted model, not a curated record. The transcript has 5 exons.
CUCUGGUGAGGCCUGCCGCCUGAGCCGCAAACGCUUCUGGCCUUCUCCACCGCCAGAAGCUCCAACGUCGCUUUAUAAUUUCCCUCCAAUCCUUUGCCUUUCUCUUCUUCCUCUCUGUAGAUUACCCUUCAGCUCUUCGAGGACUUUCUUCCAACAUGGCACCCAGAAAGAAACAUGGGAAUAACAACACCGUCCGCCCUUCCAAGUCUGGCUUCGACCCUCAACACCAACUCCAAGAUUUCUACGAAGGGGAACGUCUCGAUCUUCUUCUCCGAUCCAUGCAGAGAAAAAUAGAGUCAGCUAGAGUAAUGGAUAAUUCUUUGCCUGAAAAGAUAUGGUUCAAGCUCCAAUUUGCGGUUGGGGUGAAUGAUGUGACUCGUGUUCUUGAGCGCAUGAAACCAGUGACAUUACCAAUGGCGGCAAGCUUAGAAUCCGAGAGUAGUUCCGCCGCUCCUCCUCCGAAAGCUAAAGCAGCAUCAAAUGCCAAUGUCACUGAGCUGCAGGCUGUGCUGAUAGCUGCUGAUUCCAACCCGCGGUGGCUCACGAAACAUCUGCCAAGCUUAGCCCUUUCGAGGAAUGUCCCGUUGAUCUUUCUAAAAGAUAACAAGGGGGCUUCCUUAAGAUUGGGUCAGCUUGUUAAACUUAAAACUGCUAUUGCUAUUGGAGUUAAGGCCAAAGGAAAUGUCAUCAAUCAAUUAGUUGAUGAAAUUCUUAGGGGCAGCAGUCAAGGUCAUCUUGGAACUGAAUGGCUCAAUUCAACUCAACUGCUUCCUGCACCAGAGGAGCGAGUCCAGAGAUGAGCUUCUUCAUACAAGAGAAGACAGACUCGUCGACAGUCGUUCAUGUUGCAAACGGUUGAGAGACAAACCAACAAUCUUAUGUACAAGUACGAGUAUCGGUUUAUAGUCAACUUCUUACAUACUGCAAACGGCAAUGUAACCUGUUAUAUCAUUUGAAAGUCAUAUAGUCCAUUACUCCCAAACUCCAAAUCCACUGAAGGCUUUGAUAUCAUUUGUAACCUGUUAACCUGUUAUGUGCAAUGAAUCAUCCUUUGAAGGCUUUAC